Messenger RNA from Dermatophagoides farinae (American house dust mite), 3092 nucleotides. RefSeq lists its product as uncharacterized. Gene Ontology annotation, biological process: GPI anchor biosynthetic process. Lineage: Eukaryota; Metazoa; Arthropoda; Arachnida; Sarcoptiformes; Pyroglyphidae. The record is from RefSeq and is a predicted model, not a curated record. Gene Ontology annotation, cellular component: endoplasmic reticulum membrane.
GUUGGUUGGUUGUUGUUUAGUGAUUGACGAUGAUGAUGAUGAUUGUAGUGAAUAAUAAUCAUAUAAUAAUCAUAUUAUGAACGAAAAUGAAUUCAACAAUUAUCCAACCAUUAUGGAUCUUUGCAUUGGCCAUCAUAUUCUUGGCAUCGACUAUUCAUUUUGGUUAUAAUUUUUUAUCAUCAGAAGAAUUACUCCUAAACGACCAACAAGAUGAUCCAUCAAUCAGUGAUGAUUCAUGGAUCAAAAAAACAUUAUCGAUGCCAUUGGAAAGUAGUCAAGGUGAACGAAUGUUUGUUAAUCAUGAUUAUAGCAUCUAUCUUUAUCUACAAGAUCAUUGUAAUCAAACAUUGGCAAAAAGUCGGCCGAAAUUCAAUAAAUUCGUAUUGUUCAUUAUUGAUGCAUUACGUGUAGAUUUUGUACGAUCAAUCAUUGGUGAAAAUCAACAUGAACAAUCAUUGGAUCCAUUGUUACCGUAUACGGAAAAAGUGAUGCAAACUAAUGGUAUCGGUUUGAUAAGCGUAGCUACCAUACCGACUGUAACAUUACCUCGAAUUAAGGCUUUGAUCACCGGUACAUUGCCAUCAUUUAUGGAUUAUUUUCUUAAUCUUAAUCCUGUGGUCAAUAGUAAUAACAAUAACAAUAACAAUGACAAUGUUAAUGUGGAAAGUAAAACAAAAAAACAUGCGGACGAUAAUCUUGUCGAACAAUUUAAUCGACAAGGUAAAUCAAUCGUUUUCUAUGGUGAUGAUACAUGGACACAAUUGUUUUCAUCAUCAGCAAAUGAAAUAUUCAAAAGAAUAAAUGUAACAUCAUCAUUAUUUGCAACCGAUUAUACUGAAGUUGAUUCAAAUGUCACAUAUAAUGUGAAUCGUGAAUUAAAGACACUCAAUGAUUGGGACGUCAUGAUCCUGCAUUAUUUAGGCGUCGAUCAUAUUGGUCAUUUACGUGGUUUUCAUUCAGAAUUAUUUCCAGACAAAUUUCAUGAAAUGGACAAUGUAUUUCGUAACAUAUUCGAUACAAUCACUUAUUCUGCAUCCGUCAACGAUUCAUAUUUAAUUGUAAUCACCGGUGACCAUGGUAUGACCGAUGCCGGCAAUCAUGGUGGUCAUACAAUCGCUGAAACGCAUACAGCUUUGAUAUUUAUCAGUACGAAUAAAAUUCAUUAUCAACCUCAUCAGCCUUCAUCGAAAAAUGAUCAUAAAACCGACAAAGAGAUUGCCAUUUUUCAAUUAGAUUUUGCAGCUACCAUUGCCGUACUAUUUGGUCUAGAACUGCCACGUAAAAAUCAAGGUCGAAUCAUUUCCACAGUAUUGGAACGAUUCAACAUUCCACAUGACGAACAUCUUUGUCAUCUAUUUCGUAAUGCAUUACAAACACAAAAAUUAUUGAUGAAUAAUGGUGAAGAGACAAAAUUAUUACGUAAACAAUUCACCACUGCAUUGAAUCAUCAUUGGAAUUUUAUUGGCAAACAAAAUCAAACCACAUCAAGUGAAGAAAGUUUUGAAAAAGCACAAAAAUCGUAUCAACAACUUAUUGGACAAAUUCAACAUGAAUUUGUCUCUCAGACAAUUGAUCGUUCAUUUUGGUCAUCAUUGAUUGGUGCAAUUCUAAUAUCAUCGCUGACAGUUGUUGUUUUAUUAUUGAUUGAAAUUAUUUGCAAUCGUUCAUCAUCGAUAGUGAUUAUUCAUCUGGAUCGGUUGUUAUCUGGUUAUUAUAAUAGCAAUGGUCAUUAUUAUCAUGAUCUCGUACCGCUUCGAUAUUCAUCAUCACCAUUGGCAACGAUAAUCAUAAUGGCCAUAUUUAUGUUACGUUUCUGUUUACUUGGUUCAAUCAAUUUUAUGCUCAACGAGCAUUUAUUCUGGUAUUAUUCAACAUUAUUCUUACUAUCAGUUAAUUUAUUCAUUAUUAUCAAGACCUGUCACAAUCAUCACAAAUUUAAUUGUCUAGUCAUCGUAAAUUCAGUUGGAUUAAUCGUGACAUUUUUCCUAUUAACAUAUUGGCGAAUGCCCGUAUUGACUGAUCAAGAUUUGAACCGAAUCGAUAUUACUGAUUAUCUACAACGUUCAUCAAAUAAACGUUUAUUAAGUUCACUGUUGAUUACUGCAUUGAUCGUAACGGCAUCAAUGAUCUAUGGACAAACAGGAUCAAGAUGUUCAUAUUAUUUUCUAAUCACAUCGUUUGUUUUAACCUAUUUUUAUCGCAGUUAUCUAAAUCAGGUGACCGUUUUUCGAUUCUCCGCACUUAAUUUCCUUGCAAAAUGGCCGAAUUUUUGUGCACAAAUCAUCUUCACACUUGUGUUGUUCAUCAUAAUGGAUUGUAUUUAUCGAAAAUUCAACUAUAACAUAACAAUACCAAUAUUAUCAGGGUGGAUUGUUUCCAAUUCAAAAAAACAACCGGUUAUAAUAAUGAAAGGUAUCUGCCUGAAUACAUUGAUCACAAUAUGGAUCAUUAUGUCGAUACUUUUGCUGGAACCAUCAUUAAUGCCAGUGUUUACAUUGAAUAUUUUGAUGGAAAAAAUGCUUUACUCAAUCCUAUCCGAGACGAACACAACAAAAAUGGAUGUUAAAUAUCGUCAACUAUUCUAUCGUUUUGGACUCUAUGCCUGUAUGGCAUAUAGCUCAUUCUAUCAGCUUGGAAAUCGAAAUUCCUUGUCAACAAUCAGUGUUAAUAGUUGUUUUAUUGGCCUCAAUCAACAUAUACCGAUCGUUUGUGGUUUAUUCAUGACAAUAUCCAUUUAUUCAACAAUGAUCUAUUGGAUGAUUAUGUUUUUCAUUCGUUUUCGUGAUGAUUUUUUCAUCAAUAACAUUGAUGAGUCGAAUAUUCCGAAAAAUUAUCAAACAUUCACAUCGAUCAUAACGAUUACGUUGAUAAAUCGUUUUGCAAUGAUGUCGAUGACGAUGUUUGUUACAUGGUGGCUGCGUGAUCAUCUUUUCAUAUGGUCAAUUAUUUGUCCUAAAUUAAUCUAUGAAUUUUGUUUUACCAUUUUGAUUACAAUUUUUACAUUGACAAUGUUUAUUCUUUAUACAUAUGAUGAUUGUUUUAUUGAAAUGCAACAGAAAUCAAAAAUCAAUGAUGAAUGCAUGAUGCAGUAG